Molecule: messenger RNA, 2135 nt
Organism: Aethina tumida (small hive beetle)
Lineage: Eukaryota; Metazoa; Arthropoda; Insecta; Coleoptera; Nitidulidae
Product: solute carrier family 41 member 1
Exons: 8
Coding region: 257-1723 (488 amino acids)
Biological process (GO): monoatomic cation transport
Cellular component (GO): plasma membrane
Molecular function (GO): monoatomic cation transmembrane transporter activity
Source: RefSeq, a predicted model, not a curated record
GUUUGAGUGACAAGUAAGUUACGAACUCAGUGGACGGCGGACGCGCACUCCGUGAAAAAUCCGUUUUCAACUUUGGGACCCGGUGAACAGUGCUUAUUGUGAUCAAAGCUGGCUUGUGUUAUUAAUUGUGUCAAAUUUAUCCAAUUUGGAUGGUCACCGAGGGCGUAUCCAAAUCAAAAUAUUCUUUCGUUGAUUGAAAGCAACUCGUUCGGCGGUAUCCAGCCUUUCAAUUCCUUCCUCAUCCGUUACAUCCACAAUGGCCGCCCCAGGCUCGGAAAAGGAUGAGUCCCAAAGUCAAAUGAAUCAACUCACAGUUUCCACCAUAAUCAGUUUGGAUGAUGCGUGCAAGAAUAAUAAUUAUAAAAAUGGAGUUGGUAAAGUUGAAUCUCUUUCAAAUGGAAAGUCCAUUGAGUCAAUCGUGUCGCAAAGCAGCGAGACCGAGAGCUAUCAGAAGACUUACGACAAGGAAAAAUGGUACAACGUAACAUUGCAGGUCUUCAUCCCCUUCAUGAUAGCAGGAAUUGGCACGAUUGGCGCAGGAAUCGUCCUCGACACGGUGCAGGGUUAUCAGGUGUUCAAAGAAAUAAAGGCCUUGUACAUAUUGGUCCCGGCUUUGCUGGGGCUGAAGGGCAACUUGGACAUGUGCCUGGCGUCGAGGUUGUCAACGCAAGCGAAUUUGGGAAACUUGAAGGACAGGAAGGAAAUUUUAAAGAUCAUUUUUGGUAACAUAGGGCUGGUCCAGAUCCAGGCGAUCGUGGCGUCUUGCUGCGUGUCUGUGUUUGCCAUCACUGUAUCUGGUGUUACCAAUGGAACGUGGGACUAUCAACAUGCCAUGUUAUUAGCUGCGUCUGCCACCCUGACAGCCACCCUUUCUUGUUUUGUUCUUGAUUUUGUAUUGAUAGCAGUCAUAUUUAUAUCCAAGAGGUUUAAGUUGAAUCCGGACAACGUGGCUACCCCAUUUGCUGCCAGUAUUGGAGACGUUGUUUCCAUCACCGUCCUUUCGUUGUGGUCCAAGUUGUUGUAUGAAAUCCAUGAAACUUAUCCUUGGCUACUGUUCCUCGUUCUUGGUGCCUACUGGUUUGUCAUCUUGCCAAUCUGGUUGUUCUUCGUCAGGAGGAACGACUACACCAAAAAAAUACUUACCAGCGGUUGGACGCCAGUACUCACUGCCCUUAUCAUCAGUGGUAUGGGUGGUUUGGUGUUGGACCAGGCAGUCGACCAGUUCACAAACUUCGUGGUAUUCCAACCUAUAAUCAACGGCAUUGGUGGCAACUUGGUAUCAGUACAGUCCAGUCGCAUAUCAACCAUGCUCCACAAGACUUCCAUCAAAGGCGUCAUCCCCCCACACACCAAACAAUGGGUUGCCCCUUGGACUGCACUUAUUGCCGGAGUUCUUCCUGCAAAGUCAGCCAGAAUUUUGAUUCUGAUGUCGAUCCCUGGACAGAUUAUAUUCGUACUGGCGGCUGAUGCUUUGUCAAGCGGUGGCGUAACAGUCAGCGCCUAUUUCGUUACCUCGUAUUUAAGUGUGAGUCUUCUGCAGAUCAUGUUGUUACUGUAUAUUGCCCAUUUGAUGAUCCACACAAUGUGGGUGCACAAAAUAGAUCCAGACAACUCGGCAAUCCCUUAUCUCACUUCUCUGGGUGAUUUGCUCGGAUCCAGCUUGUUACUUCUGGCGUUCAUUUUCUUACGAGCAAUACAUCAGGACGAUGAUAUUGUAACAUAGUUAUUAUAACAGUAUUAUUGUAACCAAAUCAAUGUAUUCAUAUUGUGAUUAAGAUUUGCUUUAUAUUAUCAAAUUUGUUGAGUGCCAGUGAGAACAAAACAUCCUCAAAAAUUAGAGGAUUAUUGCCAAAUGGUUCCUUGUUAGAACAUACUCAGUGAGCAAUACAAGAUUGCAACUUUAUUACAAUAAGUAAAUUAGUUGAUGAUUUUGCCAAAGCAUUAUUAGUACUAUAAGAAAUAUAGUGAGAUUUUAUUAAUACUAUCAAAGGUAUUGUACCUCACAGUUUUAUUUUUAAUGUUAUAUAAACUAUGUACAAAUUUUAUAGUAUUUUAUUAUUAUUAUUAUUUAAUUAACAAAUUAUGUAUUAUAGCAAAUUGUAUGUUAUAAUUUAUAAUAAAACAUUUGAAUUUAA